GACAGACAGACACACAGACAUAUGCCUAUUUUAACGAUCAGAACAACUGUGGUUUAUAGUUCACAUACAGUCAGAGGAGAUAUUUCCCAUUAGAGCCACUGCCGGACUAGGGACUUGUGGUACUUCUGACUUAAAAAAAAACAAAAAACAACAACAAACAAAAAACAAAACCGAAUCUGCCAGCUGGGGGUUAGUACCCCAGAAGCCACAGCAUCUGAUCGCUACUGAAGUCCACAUAGGAUCACAUACUGCACCAUGGCUCAGUAUGAUCAACUUGAGGAUAAGGACUCUCUGGAUAUCCAUGAUAACCCACCAGUACCUGAAAAUGUGGUCAAAGAGGAUGACAAUACUGUAUAUUUUAUAUAUGAUGAAGAGGUAGAGGAAGAAGAGGCUCCCCCUCCCCCAACUCCUGAGCCUGUGAUCCUAGUGAAUGACAGACCACAUAAAUUUAAGGAUCACUACUGCAAGAAACCUAAGUUCUGUGAUGUCUGUGCUCGAAUGAUUGUCCUCAAUAACAAAUUUGCCCUGCGCUGCAAGAACUGCAAGACCAAUAUUCAUCAUGCAUGCCAAUCCUAUGUGGAGUUCCAGAGAUGCUUUGGCAAAAUACCUCCAGGUUUCAGGCGUGCAUACAGCUCCCCUUUAUAUGAUCAGGAGAUAAAUAACCCUGGCCAACAAAAUCGCACUGACCCAGUCUUUGACACUCUGCGAACUGGAGUUAUCAUGGCAAAUAAGGAGAGAAAGAAAAGUUCAGAAGAUAAAAAGAAUAUGAUGAUGAUGAUGAUGGAGGAAGAAGAGGCCCAAGAGCAGCCCAAAGAGGGUGAAGAGGGGGGUGAAGGAAAGCAGGAUGCAGAUAAAAAAGACAAGGCGGCUACAGAUGACAAGAAUAAAAAGCAGCAACAGACCUUUAGUCAGACUCACUACUACCUGGCCCUGUACCGUUUCAAAGCAAUUGAGAAAGAUGACCUGGACUUCCAUCCUGGUGAUCGUAUUACAGUGAUUGAUGAUUCUAAUGAAGAGUGGUGGAGAGGUAAGAUUGGGGAGAAAACAGGAUACCUUCCAAUGACUUACAUCAUCAGGGUGCGUGCUGGAGAGAGAGUGUAUAAGGUGACACGCUCCUUUGUGGGAAACCGAGAGAUGGGUCAGAUCACACUGAAGAAAGACCAGAUAGUCGUGAAGAAAGGAGAGGAGGUGAAUGGCUAUCUAAAAGUCAGUACAGGCCGUAAACUCGGCUUCUUCCCUGCUGAUCUACUUCAGGAGAUCUAAAUGCCAACAUGGCACUGGUACAAGGCCAGUGUCUUAAUAAACAAACCAAUACAAUUAAGUUUGAGUUUUCCAAAAAUAUAAAAAUAUGGUAAAAAUGAAAUCUGAGUAUCUCAAAUUUUUGGAAUCAUAACUAUAUGCUAUGUGCUACAAUAUGGAUGCGAACGCAAGGACAUGGAUGUGAUCCAAGCAACUCUUGUUACCCUUGUAACACACACACACACACACACACACACCAUUUUAAGAGUAACUUAAAUAAAAUCAAAUUAUUAAAAGAAAAUUCAAGAAACACUUUAAGGUAUCUAAAAUUAAUCUAAAAAAAAACAUUUAGAGCAGUAAUCAGUAUGAAAUAAAAUUAAAAUAAAUAAUGAAAUGAUACAUUGCUUUUUGUAUAAAACUGCAUAAAUUCUCUUAGGCACACUGUGGGAAGGUUUGCUUAUAGGAUAUUCGAGGGAUCUUGGGGAACUUCCUGGCUCUGGCUCUAACUUGCUACUGUCUCUGCAGGGUAAAUCUGCCUUGACCAUAUUUUGAACAAUAACAUGGUCUAUUAGUUAGUAUGGUCAAUCAGUUAAUAAAUCACAUCAGUUAUUACAUUUAAUACAUUAAAUGUAUAACAUUUUCUGUAACCUUUACUUUUUAAAUGAAUAUUUAUAACACUAUUUUUCUACACUACUGGAACACUAAUGCUCAUGGCAUGCAGGGGUUGGACAAUGAAACUGAAAUACCUGGUUUUAUACCACAAGUAUGGUGAAGGGCCUCCUUUUACAGCCAAUACAGAUAUAAGUCCUGCACAUUGGCCAGAUUUUUGAGCCAUUCCUCUUGCAGAACAGUGGCCAGGUCACUAUGUGAUAUUGGUGGAGGAACACAUUUCCCGACUCACUCCUCCAAAUGCCAGGAACAGCUGGACAGUUCCCUGCCAGGCCCAGAGAGGGCGCUGGCAGGUGAACCUUGGAAGCCUGCUUCUUUGUGUGUCUUGUUACGCCCUUCCUAUUGUUCCUAUCCUGAUUGUGUCACCUGUAUCCUAUUAGCCCUAAUGUCUACCCCUAUAAAUAGGGAUCAUUGUGUUUGUGUCCUUGUCCAUGAUUGUUAUCUGUAUUGUGGGUUCUGUUGGGGUUUUGUUUGCUAGGGUCCAUGUCCAAGCUAAGGUCUAGGUUUUGUUUGCUAGGUUCCAUGUCCAAGCUAAGGUCUAGGUUUUGUUUGCUAGGUUCCAUGUCCAAGCUAAGGUCUAGGUUUUGUUUGCUAGGUUCCAUGUCCAAGCUAAGGUCUAGGUUUUGUUUGCUAGGUUCCAUGUCCAAGCUAAGGUCUAGGUUUUGUUUGCUAGGUUCCAUGUCCAAGCUAAGGUCUAGGUUUUGUUUGCUAGGUUCCAUGUCCAAGCUAAGGUCUAGGUUUGGUUUUGUUUAGUUUUGUUUAGUUAACCACGCCAUGUCUUGUGUUACGUUUGUUUCCCUAUGUUGCGUCUUAAAUGUAAUAAAAGCAGUGCUUCACUGAAUCCUGCGCAUGGGUCUCAUUACACCGUGUGCUGGCGUGCGCACACACACCACGGGCGUCUGGGGUCGAGCCCCGCAUAGGGCGGGGGUCCCAGACGUUAUACCAAACCAGUCUCAGUAAUAUUCAGAUCUAGUGACUGUGGACUGUCAUUGGUAAGUGUUUCGGUUUUAUUGUCCAAAAACAGGAUAAAGGCUUAAAAGAUAAACAUUUGUAUAUAGAUGCAGUGGCUCAUGCUACUGUUGUUUGUAUAGAAAUGUACACUUGAUACACUUUACACAGUAUAUUUAAUAUUCACAAUUAAGAAGAGAGACUAAAGAUGUGAUGAGUAACUAGGAAGAAUUUAUAAUUGAUUUUUAAAUCCAUAAUUUAUAUAAUAUUUAAAGACAUUGCCUAACAUCAAUUUUUGUGUGAAAAUAAUCUCAUUUAAUUACGUUUUUUUUUUUAUCUGGUAUAUCUACCACACACAGUGAGGGCCUGAGUUACUGGAGCUCUUCAAAUUUUUGGAGAGAAAUGUCUCACAAAUGAAUGAUUCAUGGCAGAUUAUCUGCUUAAUUU
This is a messenger RNA of Hemibagrus wyckioides, 3303 nucleotides long. It is a transcript of the gene stac3, whose product is annotated as SH3 and cysteine rich domain 3. The record is from RefSeq and is a predicted model, not a curated record. Gene Ontology annotation, molecular function: protein binding. The coding region runs from base 256 to 1263 and encodes 335 amino acids. Gene Ontology annotation, biological process: positive regulation of protein localization to plasma membrane; positive regulation of voltage-gated calcium channel activity; skeletal muscle contraction. NCBI's taxonomy places the organism in Eukaryota, Metazoa, Chordata, Actinopteri, Siluriformes, Bagridae. Gene Ontology annotation, cellular component: extrinsic component of cytoplasmic side of plasma membrane. The transcript is spliced from 13 exons.